GUAAAACCCCUGUCUGUCUCUACACUUUUGCAGCUAAACGGAAGUUUGUCAACAAUGGCUUCCACGGGACUGAAAAUGCAGAAAUCGACCAAGAGGAAGGAUAGCGAAAGCUCUGAGAAAUUCAAUGCUCUCAAAUCAAAGAAGCCAAAGUUGGCGUCGUCUACUCCCGACAAGAAAAGCCAUACCAUUCAGAAUCAAAAGCCUGAACAACCUAAAUUUGGUAAACCGAAAUCUUUUGGAGACAAAGACAAGAGUGUUACGUUGUCCAAGAAGGAGCGUCGUGUUCAGGCUAAGGAGCUGACAGAAGCCAGGAAGAAGAGGAGGAAACCACAUUACACUCUUGAGCAAGAGCUUGCAUCUCUAUGGGAGAAGAUGAGGCGCCGUGACAUUGGCAAGGAAGAUCGAUCAAAGCUCAUAUCGGAAGCUAUACAGAAGAUGAAGGGGAAGAUCCCAGAGAUUGCAGUUUCUCAUCUUUCAUCUCGUGUUCUCCAGACGUGUGUGAAGUAUUGCUCACAAGCUGAAAAGGAAGCUGUCUUCAAAGAACUACAACCACACUUUCUUAACCUGGCUACUAAUACGUAUGCUGUUCACUUGUUAAAGAAGAUGUUGGAUGGAGCAUCUAAGCAGCAGCUGACAGAUUAUAUAUCCAGCCUCCGAAGACACGUGGCUCCCCUCCUCCGUCACAUGGUCGGAUCUAUUGUUGUGGAGUAUGCAUACAAUCUGGGAACUGCAGCACAAAAACAAGAACUCCUUGGGGAAUUGUAUUCUCCAGAGCUUCAGUUAUUCAAGGGCUUGACCUCAGCUACCGAAAAAAGGGUGGUAGACAUCAUCGCUAAGCGAGGGCUACAAAAAGGCACUGUUGUUCGACACAUGACUGGCAUUAUCCAACCAAUUCUUGAGAAGGGAAUUGUUGACCACUCUAUCAUACACAAAUUGCUGAUUGAAUACUUGACAAUUGCUGAUAAGACAUCUGCUGCAUUUGUGAUUCAGCAACUGACAGGCCCCCUUCUUUUACGUAUGGUUCAUACCCGUGAUGGUUCUAGGCUUGCUAUGCUUUGUAUCAAACAUGGAAGCGCCAAGGAGAGAAAGAAGAUUAUCAAAGCAAUGAAAGAUCAUGUUGCAAAGAUGGCUUCUGAUCAGUUUGGAAGUAUGGUUCUUGCAUGUAUUUUUUCUAUAGUUGAUGACACAAAGCUAGUGACCAAGAUGAUUGUUCGUGAGCUUGAGGCCACCUUAAAGGAUCUUGUUAUGGAAAAGAAUGGUAGGAGACCACUAUUGCAGCUACUUCAUCCAAAUUAUUCACGUUAUUUCAGCCACGAUGAUUUGGCGUCUCUUGAUCUCUCUGUUCCAUCACUGUGCUUAAUGGAUAAGUCAGAGACAUCCUCUGAAACAAAGGACUCAGAUGGUAAAGAAUCUGGUGAGGAGUUGAAAGAUGAACAAGAAGACACAGUAACUGAAAAUACAGAUAUUGAAGAAAAGGUCACUGUUGCAGCCAGUAAAAAAGAUCCCCUUUUGCGAAGGCAGGAGUUGCUAGUCAACAGUGGCCUUGCUGAGAGGCUUAUUGAUGUGUGUAUGGAGAACGCUGAGGAAUUCCUCAAGUCAAACGUUGGCAAAGAGGUCAUGUAUGAGGUUGCAAUGGGAGGCGCUGAUGGUAUUCUGUGCCCAUCUAUGAGCGAGAAGCUGCGUGAGCUGUACGAAGCCAUUGCCUCUGUAGCAGCAAUGCCGAAAACCCAAGAACCAGAGAAGAAGUCAGAGCACAUCCUGGAAGACUUUCAUUCAAGCAGAACCAUAAGAAGGCUUGUCUUGGAUUGCCCUGCUUUUGCUUCCAUUCUCUAUAAGAAGGCCUUGUCUGGAAAUUGUCGGUUGUGGGCUCAAGGACACUGUUCAAAGAUAAUAUCUGCUUUCCUAGAGACUGAAGAUCUUCAAGUGCGUGAGAUGGCCAAGGAAGAGCUUCAAGUGUUGGUGAACGAAGGUGCUCUGAAAAUCCCAGAAACCAAAAAAUCUGAGUGAUGCAGCUAGCCCAUCAUUGCUGAUUAACUUGGCGAGUUUAUGUCAAAUUUUGUCCUUUCUUCCUUCUGUUAUAGUUUUUCAUUAUUAUCUUCAUGCAGCUCUAAAAACCGCUGUUACCUAUUACAAAACUCAAUCUUUAAUUGCAUAUGUUUUACUUUAAUUGA
Eutrema salsugineum is the source of this 2171-nucleotide messenger RNA. Its product is annotated as pumilio homolog 24. The coding region runs from base 55 to 2007 and encodes 650 amino acids. Gene Ontology annotation, molecular function: mRNA binding. Gene Ontology annotation, cellular component: nucleolus. The record is from RefSeq and is a predicted model, not a curated record. The transcript has 17 exons. Gene Ontology annotation, biological process: regulation of translation. Lineage: Eukaryota; Viridiplantae; Streptophyta; Magnoliopsida; Brassicales; Brassicaceae.